This is a messenger RNA of Branchiostoma floridae (Florida lancelet), 9394 nucleotides long. RefSeq lists its product as uncharacterized. Gene Ontology annotation, molecular function: DNA-binding transcription factor activity, RNA polymerase II-specific; RNA polymerase II transcription regulatory region sequence-specific DNA binding. Gene Ontology annotation, biological process: anterior/posterior axis specification; cell differentiation; embryo development. Lineage: Eukaryota; Metazoa; Chordata; Leptocardii; Amphioxiformes; Branchiostomatidae. The record is from RefSeq and is a predicted model, not a curated record. Gene Ontology annotation, cellular component: nucleus. The transcript is spliced from 4 exons. Bases 1030 to 7635 code for a protein of 2201 amino acids.
AGCACGGUCCAGAUCCGCGAGAUGAGACCAUUCCGAAAGAUAAGGGGGCAAUUUGGCCGAGCUGUAGUGUAGCGGCAAUCAGUUACGGAGCCGGGGCACAGUGUGGAGAGUGGAGGGAUUUUUAUGAUAUGUGUUGGCACGGCGGAAUUGUGCCAACGUGCGAGCAAGUUUGAUGGCGGAAAGCGGCGCGCUGUUCCUUGUCAGUUGGGACACGUUUAAGGCAUCAGCUUUCCGUGAUUUAUCGGGGCUGCGCUACCCCGGUGUCGGAGCCAGCCCUGCUCUUGUUUACUUUAUUACCAGAGUAAUGGAAUGCCCAGCCUAGCAGAACAUCCCACCGCGUCUAAUUGUCUCGCCUUUUAUCGGACCUGCUUGAUGCAUAGAGAGGUCCAUUUGCACGCUUAUUGCAUCUCGCUCUAGCAAAGGUACUGUGUACAAAGGCCCCUUUGUUCUUUCCUGAGCCCUUGCAUCUUUGAAACGGCGAUUUUAUCACUCUAUUGAACUAACGACUAACAAAUGUGACCCGACAGGAUGGUUAUUUUCUUUUCUGUCAUCUGCAUACGCGGAUGCCAAAACCGCCGUCUUCGGUUACCAGGUCUGAGUCCGGCUGUGGCAGCCGUGCCAUAAACCCCUUCCAAACACUGUCGCUCCGUAUUGUGUUUUUAUUGCCAUCAGGUUACGACCCAUCGUAAAAUGCAAAUACGACAAGUUGGGCAAUUUUUCUAUCUUGGGUCUUUUAAUGACCGCCUUAUAUGGCGUGCUUAGUCUUGUGUGCCACGGGUCAAUUGCCGUGCCGUGUGAAACUUGAUAGUAGUUAUUCUCAGGGAGCAUUGCCCUAAAGUCAUCCACGAUCCAUGAGGCUCUCCUGAAUUGCAAACACCGCCCGCAGUGCUCGGCCGCGCCGCCUUCGCCGCGUCACGAUGAAUCCGCGCCCGAGACCGACCCCGUUCCUCCGCUCCCCCGGUGCGGGUACACCUGCGUGCGAAGCCAAGCCUGAAACAGCCCCGCCUGUUACUGGAGUGACACAGCAUCAUGAACAGAGCUGGACCUGGCUGCAGCCCACGGAAGAAAGGUGAAUCUGCGACAGGCAACAGUAACAAGACUUUGAACACUUCUCCCGCCAAGAACAAAGCGCCCACCAACAGUACUAGUGUUCCCAAGUUGGGACGACGCAAACAGGUUCUGCAGCCCAAGGCGGACCCAGACGCAACAACAAUAGGUAGUAAGUCUCCCUCCGUGAACAAAGAUUCCAGUGCCAUUAAAAGCGAACAAAGACAAUUAUCCGAGCUUAUAAGAGGACACUUCCAUUACGAGGGCAGUAGUUCAGAACACGACGAGUUAGUCAGAAGGUCGCCACGAUUCAAGGCGGAUCUAAGUACAACUUCUCAGGACAAUUCAGGAGCUGAUAGUGACAUUAAGGGUUCUGUGAUUUCUGUGACAGGAAGCACGGUAAGCCCCAGGAAGCUGCAAGACCUGGCCACAGCUUUUCAGGUCAGAAUAACAAAGAUAGCCUCUCCCGGUAAGGCUGCUCCUGCGGACAGAGAAACGAAGGGUCCGAACAGAAAAACUCUGGGACAGAAACGGCCAGCAAGUAGGUCACCAUCCACGAAACGACAGAAAAAGAAGUCCAAGAAAGUUGAAGACAAUACAAAAGUUGACAACAACACAUUUAGUCAAAUAAAAAAGGCCAGAGGUUCUAGUAAAGGUAGAAAGAAGACAGAGCAAAAGCAACAAGUUGAACAAGAAAGGAAGGACACCGAAUGUGACAUAUCGUCAAGCGAGACUGUGCUGAAUACAGAAAAAAGUGCUGAAAUAAGCGAUAAGUUGAAAAAGAAGCCCAUAGUUCUGCUAAGACGACUGAAGCAAUACCACUUUUCGAAGGAGGACAAUAACACAACAGAGAUUAAGUCUGAAGAGAGCAUCACUGAUAUUCAAUCAAAAGAAGAAGACCAAGACACAAUUGAAGAAGACCAAGACACAGCAAUAGAACGCGUUAAAAGGAAAUUAAGUUUCGAGGAAGGUGAUCACCUUGUUGAAGACAGUGUUACGUCAGACUCGGCAAACGUGGACAGCCAUUCCGAACAGACGAGCGAGUUAGAACAACAGGACGAAACACAUCACGAAGUGAACACCGAGCCUUCUAGCGAUUCCGCACAAAAUUGUGAAAUUGUACUGGAGAAUAAAGAUAUCCGUAGUGACACAGACAGUCACAUUACUGCCGAGGAUACAAGUUGCAAACUUCCUACUAACGUCAUUGAGCCAAGUACAGCACAGGAACCAAUGAGUGCAGAGGACACUGUCCAGGAAGCAGACACAGUAGCAAUCACCAUGUCUGAAGAGAUGGUCAAGAAAGACUUAGCCGUGUCCCAGAAGGAGACACCUGUCCGGAGCCCAUCCCCUGCGGUCGGAUCUACAGAUGAUGUAUCCAAGCCAUUAAGAUUUCAUGACUCACAGAUGCCGAUGAACGCGGACAAAAUAGAACUGAAAUUGGACGAAGUCCCAGAAGCAGAUAUCAACGGCGCAGAUCAAGACGUUGAAAACGUUCUCCACACUCCACAAGGAGCUGAUGACUACUGUUUACCCCUCGUUACAGAUAGAGAUUCUACGGUAACGACUGAAGAAUCGCGCGUGCCAGGCCCGAUCUCCCACCUGCCCGACAGCUUAGAGAGCUGUAGUGUGGAGUCUGAAGGGACCAACGACGCGAGUAUGCCUGCAACAAUCCCCGCAUCCGAGGAACUGGGGAAGGAGGUGGAAGAUGCAGAGCAGAGCAGCACCAGAGACAGUCAUUCCAAUCAUACCAUCCCAGAACCGGCAGAGUUGCCCAAACCUGUGGUGAAGGAGAGGACGAACAGGAGGAAGGCGAAGUGCCCGGCAAAGAUUCCGAGACAGGAGAUUAUGCUGGAGCACCACGACGCUUCCUUCGAGCUCGACGACCACGAAGGAGACAUUCCAAUGGACGAAGAUGAGGAAGAACGUCGGUUCAUGAUGGAGAUGGGAGAGGAGGACAUGAAUGACGAAGAGCAUUGGAUGGAGGAUGCAGUGGAGGAGGUGCGCAGCCGGAAGGGCCGGCGCAAGGCCACGACGCCCCGCCCGAACAGACAGGCCGCCAGCCCGGGACGUCACGACGUGGCCUACGUGUCCUUAAACGAGGCCAACCCACCUGUGCGGCAUCUUCUGAACCACGAGUCGCCAGACGACGCCAGCGACGUCCAGCCCAACUCCGCCAACCAGUACCAGGCUUACCUCAGGGAAUUAUUACCCCCAAUGGCAAAUUCUGGGAGCCAGGGACCGACUUCGCCGCCGCCACAGGGCAGCGACAUGCCGCGGCAGCUCGCCAUGUACCCCAUGCACUCCACAAGGAUGCCUCGGCAAGACGAAGAAUCACCCGGGGAGGAAGAGCGCUCCUCUCUCCCGCCGUUUGCAAGGAGGGUUGGCGAAGACGAUAACCUACCGCCGAACUUUAUGGAUAACCGUAUGAGGCAGCAGGACAUGGGUGAGCAGCAGAGUCCAGAAGAUGGACAACAAGGCAGGUACAGACGGGAGUUUCACCGCGUUCCUUACAGCAAGUGGGUGCUGACGAUGCUGGAGCACGCCUAUCAGGAAGGGAUGGGGUACGUACGCAGCACGAAGAAGUUCGAGCUUAGCAUGGCGACAGGCCUGUCUUCUCGGCAGAUCAAGGUUUGGUUCCAAAACAGGAGGGCAAAGGACCGUAAGCUGAAGAAGAGGGGAAAGUUGCCGUUCAAACCAACGUUCAAUCGCGGUAGGAGGUCGCACGAAGAAGAGCACGAGUCUGGAGACGGAGCCGAAGCAACCGAGUUUGACGUGAAAUCUGAAGACGCGCCGGUCUAUAGGAAGCCCGUUAUUGACACAGACGGCGACGGGGCCGACAGGAGUCAUAAACUGCAGAUGCAUGCACCGAUGGUGACUCCAGCUACGCACAGCCAAGCUUCUGUCGCACCAGUUCACGUGCCAGCAGCAACUUCGUCCGAGAGUAAGGUUCCCGAACCGCUCAACCUCGUCCGUCGAUCCAGCGACAGUCGCACCGACACCGUGCGAGCACGUCUCAAAGCGAUGAUGCAAGAAAAAUCUGAGCCAAUGCCACAUCAGCAGUCAGAAGAUCGCCGCGACGACCCGAACAACAACGCCCCUCUAAACCUUGUGGUGCCCAAGUCGCAACCUGAACAGCCCCCUUCUACGUCGGCUAGCAGCGCCAGUUCUUCUCCACCAAGUUCAGCUCAACAACAACAACAACAACAGAUGGACCAAGUCAGGGCUGCCAUGAUGGGAGCUGCUGGAGCCGCUUCAUCUCCCUUCAUUCCCGUUCCAGGAGCCUUCUUCGUCCCAAUGAUAGACCCAGGAUUCGUCUUCUACGGACAGCUCGGUAGCCACAUCAGGUGGCACAACCCUCCAGGCGUGCAGGGAGCCGCCGACAUGGCGCAGAUCCGACCAAACCUUGCUGCUGCCGGGCCCGGCGGUAUGAUGGCCCAGGGCGCCAAGCUACCCACAGCCUCGCCAGGACAACCUCCGCUGCCUCCUCCAGAUGAAGUCAAGGCUGCUCAGGCCAAACGUCAUCUCCUUCUUCCAGGAUACGGCUACAAGGACAUGAGGAGCACACACGAACGCAUCCGCACACCCAACCGCUACCGUACACCGUACACAGACGAGCAGACACAGGCUCUAGAGCACGAGUACCGCGCACACGGUGGGUUCAUCAGCAUCACGCGGAAGGAAGAACUCAGCAAAUCUCUCUGUCUCUCCUACCGCCAGAUCAAGAUCUGGUUCCAGAACAGGCGUGCCAAAGAAAGGCGCCAACACAAGCGAGCUGCGAAAGACGGCUUGCCGUACGGCAUGGGAUCGCCGCCUCGCGACGGCACUUCGUCCAAUGACGGCCAAGGGGACAGCAUCAACGACAUGACCAGGUCUCUGACGUCAGACACCGACGUGGACAGACGCGUCAUGGAGGACUUCAGAGAUGAUGACGACUAUGAUGAUGAUGAUGACGACGACGACAUGAUGGACAGAUCGAGAGAAUGGGAGUCGGGACCAGACACGUCUCAGGACAGCAUCCACAUGCAGGACGCACUGCAACCACCAACAGUACAAGAAAGUGUACCACAACAAGAGCAAGUAGCGGAACCUGCCAUCCCUACAAGCCAGAACGUUGCCUCGUCUUCUGAAGAAAAACAGGAGCUUAACUUGUCGCAAACCGAGAAAGAAGCACAAAUCGAGAAAGAAGCACAAAUCGAGAAAGAAGCAGUGUCGUCUGCCAAACCAGAAGAAAUAGCUGCUGUUAAGGACGACGACGAAGCCAUGUUCUAUGACGUAGACAGCGACCACGCCCUCCAAAUAGUGGAAGAGCCAGAGGAGGAGGAACAGCAGAUGGAGACUGUCAGCGCACCUAAGGUUGACAAGCAAGACAUCAGAAAUGUGAAUCCCGACAUGACAGCUGUUGUUCCCCAGCCACCAGAGGUGUUCUUCCAGAACCUGGAGCUGAUGAGGAGACAGAGGGUCGACUCCAACCGAUCUCAGUACUCCAGGGAACAGAUCAAGACUUUAGAGGCUGAGUUCAAUGUGCACGCUGGCUUCAUCAGCAGCAAGAGGAGGUCCGAGCUGAGCGAGUCUCUGGGGCUGACUACUCACCAGAUAAAGGUCUGGUUCCAGAACAGACGAGCGAAGGAGCGUCGCCAUAUGCAGAAGUACGGAGAAGGUGAUCCGAUCGCACUGAGCUUCCUCACGCCUGGAAUGAUGGGAAAAGUGCCUAUGGUUCCCCUGUCUCCCAACAGGCAGGCCGGCGGUCACCCCCGACUGCACGGCACUCCGACAAGCCUGGGAAAUGUUACUAAAGCUGGACAAAAAGAUGGAUACAACAACGUCGUUCGUGCCGCCAUCUCUCCCGUCGAGGCAACAAAGCCAGGAGACAUCAAGCUUGGCUCACAGAACCACGGCGUCGUGGUGAAGCAAGAGCCGGAGGAGUCCCGCGACAGCUACAGCAGCCCGCUCGGCCUUGAGGAGCCCCACAACUCGUGGUUGACCAGGAAGACGAGGACCAAAUUUAGCGAAGAACAGAUCCUAGUUCUUGAGACGGCGUUCGCCAACAACCAGUUUCCCACCGGCUGGGUGAAAGCGCAGUUGUCUCAGGUCACCGGGCUCACAAUGAGACAGAUCCACGUCUGGUUCAUGAAUCGCAGGCAGAAGGAGAAACACUCCAGGAAGAGGGCCGGGCGCGCAGCUACAAGCCCGGGAGGCAGGGGCAUGACGCCGUCUCAGUCCCGACGUGUCCACUGGAAGCAGCUAGCAAAAGCCUUGACCCCGGCACAGAUCAGAGAGAACCAGGAAAGGCAGGCUGCUGCAGGAGUGACACCGCAAGCAUUGCCUACCACCAGCGUUGUAAACCCGGCACCUGUCAGCAGAGCAGCACAGUUCACCGCUUCACCUGUCCAUCUGCCAGCCCCAGCUACGACACCUCCGACUCGUCGACAGACUCCCGACACUCUCAAGUCCCUGCAACAAGCCAAACUGGCCGGUGGGGGCGCUCCUGACGCUUCCCCUGCCGACCAAGGGCCGAUGGACCUGACCAAGAAGGACUCGCCCCGUGACGACAAGAGUGACGUGGCCGACGUCGUGGACAUGAGUGGGUCUCCUGUGCCGUUCAUCUUUAAAGACGACAAGAAGUACAUCCUGAUCUGUGACGCGUUACGCCUGCUGUCCACGUCACACCUCCAGCUGAUGACGGAGUCCCUGCGCGCCCUGGAUGUCUACAUCCAGCGCUGCUCCGACCUAGACGUCACCAAGUUCAGGGUUCUGCACGGGGAGGUGCAGCACACAGCCGAGUGCUUCUCCAUCGUCAACCUGGACCAGUUCUCCUCCCACCUGCCACAACUCAGGUACAUCAUGAAGCAGCACCGUAACGCACAGCCUCCUGAGACGGAAGUUGACGGAGAGCGGCGGUGUUACCUGCGUGCCGCCUGGGGAGGGAAGGACGCGGAAGAACCCAAGGAGAAGCCGAGGAAGGAGCGUCAGCGCCACGUGUCUCCCACCACCGGUGCCUUGCCGCCCAGCUCCAUCAUGAACGCCACCCCACAGCUGCAGCAGACUCACCCCAUCGUCAUCCCCCCAGGGCUGUCCGGAGCGUACCCCUUCGGACUGGCGCAGCCCGGGAUGGGGCUCCCCUUCCCCAUGGCCAAGGUGUCGGCCGUGCCGUCUUCCUACCAGUCCGGCCUGGUGAGCAGCGCCGCCAGCAGCCAGGCAGCUGUCCGGAUCUCGUCCGUGUUCUCGCUCAGCCAGGCUCAGGGAGGAACAGUAGGAAAGGACACAAGUAUAGUAUCCAGUAGGAACGAACACGUGAGUCGUCCACGCAUGCGCUUCACCCAGGACGAGGUGGAGGUUCUGGAGGGAGAGUUCCAGCGCACGCCCUGGCCGGACGGGUACGUGCCGUACGAGCGUCGGACCGAGCUGGCCGUGCAGCUGGGAGUCACCAAGAGCCGCAUCGACGCCUGGUUCAACCACAGGCGCACCAAGGAGAAGUACGGCCCGAGGUCCCAGUCUCGCGAGAUGAGAGAGUCCGGCACCCUGGAGGACGCUACGUCAUCAUCGAAGCCCGUGACGUCAGAGCCGAUGGCCAAUGGUGCAAUGAGCUAACGUGACGUUGACUGUGGUGUGAGUAGGCACAUCUACGGACGUCAUUUGAAGUUGAGGAAAUUUAGAUAGACCAAGUUACCCUGGACCGCAGACUGUGUUUGGAGCCAUACAUUGGCGGGUACUUUAAUUAUGAAUAUUUAGGUCUGUGUGGAUGGUACAUUCUAUCAGCAUUGUAUUCAAACUGUGCCAUAAAGUCUGGGGAGUUGUCUUAAAUGUUUGAACAAAAGCCAAGUAGUAUGAUAGCUAGACCCGGCCAUGGUGCCAACCAGAAGAAAAUGGCCACAUGACCAGUUGUCGGAUGUUGACAUGAACAGUGGAUGUAACAACCCCGUCACGUUGUAGGGAAUGUGCAAAGUUUCGACGUUUUUCUGUCGUGUGGGAGCAGAUUGAUUUGUAAGAGAGGUUACCGUCCAGGUUAUCUGGAAAACCUGUCUCGGCGGCUUGCCAAAUAUUGCCGCAAACGGCUCCGAGAGAGUUGAUGGGAAUUUCAAUAUCUAUAGUAACUUUCCUGACGAUAAGUCAUUGGGACAAAUUAAGCCGGUACAGGGUCAUUUUACCGAUUUGACUCCCACGUAGAGUCAGUAUCAUAGCGUCACGCUAAAUGUGAUAUUUUCCCAUGCUCGGCCAGUGGAUAAGUGCUUUUAUAGCGCGCACAAAGCGCGUGUACUGGUUUGUCAUUCCGUAAAUCAUGUGCAGUAAGAAAUGCAAUAGAGAUAGCUAUAUGUACCAGAGUUCUAACCAUAGUUGACUAUUAACAAGACCGUAUAUGGCUAAAUUUUCUAACAUAGUUGUCGGUUUAUGUCGCAGAAAGAAUGAUAUAACGUGCCUUGCUCUAAGGAUUUUGAAGAUCGUUCUAUUUUUGUGUAUAUGGAUGGGAUAUACUAUAAGUUGUGCCAGCGAGCUGCAAUGAUUUAAACUGCUAGUAGAUUCGUGUUCGCCACGUGAAAAUAUAGAUAAAAUAUAUCACUUCUAACCUGUGCCAGAAAAGUACAAGUAUAUGCCAUAACGACCACGAACAGAUAUAUGCUAUAGUUCAGCAAUACCUUACGUUCAUUGUUAUUGUUCUAAGGUUUCUUUUGUACGAUAUGUAUAUAUACAUAUAUUUCAUGAUAUGUUGGUAAGUAGUUUAGUUAGGUAGUUAAUUUCGAUUUUGUUCCAAGAUGUUGUAGUUCGUCAUUACUAUUUACUCUGUUGUUACAUAGGGAUGGUGUAGCAUCCCAGUUGACCACUGCGUUAGAAUUCUAAGUGUUGGUAGCCGAGGAAGUGAGGCCUGUGUUACUAGAAAUAUAUAUACUCCGCCGCUAUGUUGUUUUCACCAUUCACAUCACACGAUAACACGUUGUUAUGGCAUCUGUUAUAUCACACUGAAGAUUUGGCGCAUGUGCAGUAAGUACCCAUAUGUGUACGCAUGCGUAGACGAUCGUUGCCAACGUUGCUGUUUGUACUUGGUGCAUUCCAGUCCGGGAUUCUGCUGUAGCCCGUGUCCCUGAAUGUAAGAAAUAUCUCUGUGAGCUCAGAAUAAGAACUGUGAUGUCUAAGCCGCUACGUGCUCAUGCACUUUGUUUCCCCAAGAAUGCCUACAUAGCUGCAAUGAAUGGUGUAAUAGUUACAUUGACUUGCCAGUGUUAGUUCUAACCCAUAGUAUGUAAGGUACUGUUUAUAUUUUUGUACCCAUGGCUAUGUCAACUAUAGAAGACGCCCAGUUCUGUACCCCUCACCAGAAAUACAUAUAUAUAUAUAUUCUUACAGAGAACCCAUA